CAGCGGUCAGGUCGACGUAAACAAAGCAGCCAGCAACGGCUGCUAACGCUAACUUGAUAAUAUGUCGCGCUGACAUCGCUUAACGUAUUCACGUCGAGACAAAUAUGAACAUUUUGUCAGCAUUUACAACCGUUUGUCAUAUGUUAAAGCGUUCACAGGUGCGCUGAGUCUCAAACGAGUGAAAGAAGACACCGUUUUUUGUCAACCACGUUAGCUUUGGAUAGCCCCAGCCGGAUUUUCGAGUGCGGGGAGUUUUUAUUUUAGUUGUUAAAACUGUUUUUAUUCUCGCUGGGUCACUUGAAUCUGCGGCUAGUGUGAGGUGGAGCCCCCCUGUAGCAGCUGCUGGCGUCAGUAGUGAUGACUGUGUCGCAGAUGCCGGAGCAGAGCCGCUUAGCCGGCUGAGACAUGAGUCCCUGAUCUGGACGGACGGCGAUGUUUAGUCUCAUGGCGAACUGCUGCAACUGGUUAAAGCGCUGGCGAGAGCCCGCCAGGAAAGUGACGCUGUUGAUGGUGGGCCUGGAUAAUGCGGGCAAGACGGCCACAGUGAGAGGAAUCCAAGGAGAGAAUCCGCAAGACGUGGCUCCCACUGUGGGCUUUUCCAAGGUUGACCUGAAGCAGGGCAAGUUCGAGGUGACCAUUUUCGACCUGGGCGGCGGGAAGAGAAUCCGGGGCAUCUGGAAAAACUACUACUCCGAGUCCCACGGCGUUGUGUUCGUGGUGGACUCCAGUGACGUCCAGCGGAUCCAGGAGACGCGGGACACCAUGGCCGAGGUCCUCCAGCACCCGCGCAUCGCAGGGAAACCAGUCCUAGUGCUCGCCAACAAACAAGAUCAGGAGGGAGCGCUGGCUGAAGCCGACAUCAUUGAGAAUCUGUCGUUAGAGAAGCUGGUUAAUGAGAACAAGUGUCUCUGUCAGAUCGAGCCGUGCUCUGCCGUUUUAGGCUACGGAAAAAAGGUGGACAAGUCCAUCAAGAAGGGCCUGAACUGGCUCCUCAACAACAUUGCCAAAGACUAUGAGGCCAUAACUGAGCGUGUGCAGAAGGACACGGCCGAGCAGCGGGCUUUAGAGGAGCAGGAUAAGAAGGAGAGGGCAGAGAGGGUACGGAGGAUACGAGAGGAGAGAGAACGACAGGAGAGAGAGGAGGCAGAACGAGACGGCCGGCAGAUCCAGGAAGAGGGGCCUGAAGAAGAGAACAUUCAAAGUCCUUUCCAGCCGAUAGGAAGCGUGAUUUCUAAGAAUGAAGAAAAAGAGAUGAAAAGGCUAGGAGAGGUGCCGGAGGGCAGGACUAACAGCCCAAAGGAGGGCGUGGAGCAAGAGGAAGAGGAGUACGAGGAGAACAACUGCGACGAGCCGGAUGAUACGAGACAAACGCCAGAAAUCAGCACUUCUGCAGGCGACCAAAGCAAAAAGAAGACAAGUAAGCUUCACUUGAAAAGGAAGCACAGAGUUGACCCACUGAGGACAGAAGAUCGGCCAGCAGAGAGCCCCACCCCUCCUCCUCCUCCAGUUGGAUGGGCCACACCCAAAGUCUCUAGGCUACCUAAACUAGAGCCACUUGGAGACUCCAGACAUUCUGAGUUUUACAAGAAACCUCUCCCGCCACUUGCGAAUAGACCGCGACCUAACGGUGACGCUCAUGACGUGAUUUUAUAAAGCUCCUUUACUGAUUGUGGCCGGCUCUCGACCAAUCACGUCUCUCUCCUGUGCUUUCUGUCUAAAGCGAGUGGGGUGUAGAAAACCAAACUUAACGUGGACGGUCGCGGGUGCAGGAGCCGGUGACCGCGCCCAAGUCUGGAGGAUACGGAGCAGAGUGGCGACGCCGAGUCCUGCUCACAAUAUGUGACCCGAUUUCACAAACUGACACAAUUCAGUGUGAAAUGCUGAACCCAGCAGAACGUCUCACCAGGUUCUGUCUUCACUUGACAAAAGCACUUUUAGUGCCGACCUUAUUUUCUACUCAUAUCAGUAUUAGAACGCUUGGACUCCAUGUGUCCAACUGAAAUGCUUCUAAUUGAUAAGGAAUGUAAAUAAAACCUUACAUAUGUGUGUCUGUUACAGAAAAAUGUAUUUGUUUACACUCUGCUAUUAAAAAUGACCAUAUUUAUAUCAUUUAUUUUUGCACCUUGAGAUUCAUGAGCAUCAUGUGAUCAUGGAUGGGUUUGGACAGAAAGUUGGAACUCUUGAGUUGCUUUUCACAACUGACUGCUUUAAAUUGGACUUUUUGUGUUGUCGGAAACAUUUCCCAUUUUUACAAUUGUUCUCGCAGAUCAAAGAGCUGAAUUUUACACUGUAAAAUAUACAUUCACGGAAGUGUGUCACACUACAUCCUGAUUGUCAAUCGUCACUUUUAUUAAUCAUGUCUGACAUGUAACUGAAACACUGUAAAAAUGCCAUGGCUAUGACAAGAAAUGUACAAACUUUAAAACAUUUGGCAAAGGGGGGAUUUUCGUUCCUCCUGCCACCAGUUCUGUCCCUUCAAUGAACACUUAAUGUCAACAGGGCUACGGUGUUUUUACACUUUCUGCUGUACACUGUGUUUCUGUUUUAAAGUGAUAUUUCUUGACUGUGUCGUAGACACCCAUUUUCGUCUUGAAGCAGCUGAGAACAGCUUUAAAUGCUUGAACAUGAAUGCACAUCUGGAACUUUGGACGCCCCAGUGGCCCAGCCGAGUUUCUGUGUAUGUUGGAAAAGUUUGUAAAAGGAGGGAAGGGAGACGUCACUACACCAGCACCUGGAACAACCAGCACUCACUUUUCUUCUGAGUUUUCCAAUACUUGUGGUUCAGUUUGUGUAGCAAGUGAGAACUUGAAAUAUCACUUUAAAACCACAGUAUUCUAUCCUCUUGAAUCUGUAGUGACAUUCGCUCUCUUGUUAAUGACAUAGAUGUUGAAAAAUAUUUUUUCUACUCUGGUUUUGAAUUUUAUAACAGCAAAAAUAAAGACGAAUAUUAUUGACUGAAUAAGCUCAAUUAUAUGUGUUUCCAGCACUCCAGCAUCACACAUUUACAGCUCGAUGGAAACUCUGUGAAGCUUUUUUUUUGGCUCAAUAGAAACAUUUGGUCCAACACUGAUUAUACACCACGGUCUGUUUGUCAGAAUUGAUGGGUUUUUUUCCGCAUUUCUGGCUCAUACAGUGUAAUUUUAUAAUCAGGUUUUCUAUUAUGAGGAUUGAGCUUGCAUUUGAAAACUCAAACGAUCACUUGUAAGUUCUCUGGGUUGUUUAAAAACAGCAAAAGCAAUGAAGCAUGUGUGUGUGGGUAUAACUGCCAAUAAAAAUGAGUGACUUACCCAAUCUUGACAUUAUUCCAGCAUCAAAGGGCUGGAAAAAAGCUGGGACUAAUGUUUUUGGCUUUUUAGGGAGUUUUAUGCGUACAAUUUAGCAGUGUAACACAUGUUUAAGAAUGGAUAUAUUGAAGGUAAAAGUCUGAAAAGAAACUAACAUUACAUAAAAAACAUCUUACUCAGGAUCUGAGAUGUAUCUAGAACAAUGUGAAGUUGCAACAUUGUGUAAAUGCCACGUGAAGAUCUCGGGAAAACAAGAU
Molecule: messenger RNA, 3541 nt
Organism: Cololabis saira (Pacific saury)
Lineage: Eukaryota; Metazoa; Chordata; Actinopteri; Beloniformes; Belonidae
Gene: arl13b
Product: ADP-ribosylation factor-like 13b
Exons: 10
Coding region: 433-1653 (406 amino acids)
Biological process (GO): non-motile cilium assembly; receptor localization to non-motile cilium
Cellular component (GO): ciliary membrane; non-motile cilium; motile cilium
Molecular function (GO): GTPase activity; GTP binding
Source: RefSeq, a predicted model, not a curated record